AGAGCGGGUCUUCUGCCACUUGGGGUGGGGGAAAUACAGUUUUAUGGCUGGGCCCCUAUUCAUCACUGCACACCCCCCACCCCCCCGUUCAGCUGCUGAGCCUCGGACCCGGUGUCUGUCUGCAGCAACCACACGGCUGCCAGUUGAUAGACGGGGCACGGACAAACGAACCGAGACUCCAGCCCUAUUAAGCUGGUGUGUCCAAUUUGUACGCGUGGGUGGGGAAAUGCGCUGCGAGUAAACUAAAACAGUCGCUUGCUAUCGGCUAGCGUUACCUGUAGCCCUGACACAGCAACAGCUAGCAUUUGAGGAUAGCUAGCCGCUACUGAUGGGUGUGCUUCUGCAAAUAUUCUGUUUGACGUUAAGUUGCUGCGACUAGUUCUGCGUGGAUGAAUCUAAAAUCCACGUUAUUUGACGUUAGGACGGUGACCAUGAUAAUGAUUGUCGUGCUUCCGUAUCAUUACAUAACGCGACAGAACAAACUAGACAACUGGCUAAUGGUAGCAUUGUAGUAUCCCCAUUCGUUUUUUUGUAAUUGGCAGCUCUUCUCAUUACGUUGUGAUUCGAAAAGAACGGCUGUUCAAACGAGACAAGCCGGUAUUAGGUGUUGAGCCCGAUGCUCAAGCUAGGUCAUAUUUACCUGGCUGAACUAACUAUCCUUCCUGACAGCCGGUUUAGAUUGUCCAGAUACUUUCUCCAAAAUAACACCGCUCUCUAAACCCAGUGCAAAUCUCUAUGCUGAUCACAAACAAAAUUACCUUCAGUCAGAAACCCUCCACGUGGAGAGGGUAGGCUCAGCACAAGUCAUAUUUGUUGCCCAGAGUAAAGUGUCACUCAACCCUAAGCCCAUAGUUCAUCCACAGUAGAGCAUGGCCCCUAAAAAGAGACCAGUUCCCUUAAACAUUGUUCCAUCUGGUGAUGGAUCAUCCACGCCCACCAACACAGAUGUUGGAUCUGAGGCUAAUCUAGAGGCGCUUAAGAGAAUAUUGGAAGAGUUGGACCUGGAUGAACAGCAGAAGAAAAGGUUAGAAGCGUUCCUCACCCAGAAGGCCAAGGUGGGCGAGUUGAAAGAUGAUGACUUCCACCGCGUCUGUGAGCUGGGUGCUGGCAAUGGAGGUGUAGUCAGCAAGGAGUGCCACAAACCAUCGGGAAUAAUCAUGGCCAGAAAGCUCAUUCAUCUCGAAAUUAAACCUGCAAUCAGGAACCAGAUCAUCCGAGAGCUGCAGGUGUUACACGAGUGCAACUCUCCCUACAUUGUGGGCUUCUAUGGAGCCUUUUACAGCGAUGGAGAGAUCAGCAUCUGCAUGGAAAACAUGGAUGGUGGAUCUCUGGACCAGGUGCUGAAAGAAGCAAGGAGGAUCCCUGAAGAGAUUCUGGGAAAAGUCAGCAUCGCUGUUUUGAGAGGCCUUGCCUACCUAAGAGAAAAACACCAAAUAAUGCAUAGAGAUGUGAAGCCUUCAAACAUCCUGGUGAAUUCCCGCGGUGAGAUCAAGUUGUGCGACUUCGGUGUCAGUGGGCAGCUCAUAGACUCAAUGGCCAAUUCCUUCGUUGGGACAAGAUCCUAUAUGUCGCCUGAGAGACUACAGGGAACCCACUACUCAGUGCAGUCAGAUGUAUGGAGUAUGGGCUUGUCCCUGGUGGAGCUGUCGAUUGGGCGCUACCCCAUUCCUCCGCCAGAUACUAAGGAACUGGAGGCCAUUUUUGGACGAACCAUGUUUGGCGGUAGUGAGGGAGAGACGCACAGCACUUCACCUAGACCAAGGCCACUGGGGAGACCUGUCAGCAGUCGUGGUGCUGCCAUGGCUAUCUUUGAACUCCUAGACUACAUAGUAAAUGAGCCCCCUCCUAAACUACCACACGGUGUGUUCACGUCUGAUUUCCAUGACUUCGUGACAAAGUGUCUCAUCAAAAAUCCAGCAGACAGGGCUGACUUGAAAAUGUUAAUGAACCACACGUUCAUCAAGCGGUCUGAGGCCGAGGAGGUAGAUUUCGCUGGCUGGCUUUGUAAAACCAUGGGGCUGAAUAAACCAAGCACUCCCACGCGCCCCGCAGACUGAGCACACAAUCUUCUUACACUCAGUAUGUAAAAACAUGGAGAAGCUGCUGCCUAAAAACCGUACACCCACACAUACGCAUCUUGUUUGCCACAUCCUCCCUCAGGUGAACCCUGGAAGUUGACCACAUGCUGGGAAAGAAACUUUAUCUUCAAUUUGCACCUUCAGUCCACAGAGAUUCAGUUAUCCAUUCAAAUUUAUUCUUUAAUCAGCUGCAGCAUUACUCCUCUGACCAUUGGACAACAUUGGUUUGACUAACAUGAUUUUAGGCCUCUGGUUAUCCUCACCUCAAUAUCCAGCACUCAUACAGACUGUAGAUACUAUAUCAACACUAGAAGAUUGAUCUAGCUGUGCUUAAUUUUCUAGCAUUCACUUAAUCUUUUUGUUUUUCUCGUCUUGUUUCUCCAAAGGGUUCUUAGGCUUAUAGCAUGAGUGUUUCAAUCCCAGCAUCUCUACAUGUGUACAGGCAGAUACCGUAUAUGAUUUUUUUGUUUUUUAUGUGAUAUGCAAACAGGAUUGUAAGAAUCAGUUUACUGUACUGAACAUGUCAGGUUAUGUGUUUCUUUGCUAGCAAGAGGGGACUGAGUCUUGGAUUACUAUCAUUUUUUGCAUUUGUUGAUGUGACCUGAUUUCCACAAAUUUUGAGACAUCUUGAGGUGAAGCAUAGUGGUUAAAACAUUUUAGCAUGACCCCCCCCCCCCCCCCCCCCCCCACACACACACACACAGACACACACACACACACACACAAAAGUACAGCCUUAAAUGCACCCUCUGUAUCUUGUGGUUGUUUCUUAGUAACUCAAAACAGCGUCCUUGGUUUCAGAUUUGCUAUUGAAGCACAGACUGGCUUUAAAAAGAUUUGAGUUUCAGCCCUAGAAAGUAGCUACUAUUACGAGACUGCUCUUAUCUCUUAAGAAAGCUGCAUUGCGACUCACUGCAGCCUCGGCUGGAGCAAACAGUUAUUUUUCUGUUUACGACUUGAAAAACAGGACAUGGGUUUGCCAUGCAAGUGCCUCCUGUGUUGUGGCAGAUUAGGGCAUUUCACUCCUUUUCUUUAUGCUUUCUUCUUUUCUGUAAUGAUUUAAAUAUUUAGAUGAUUUGAAUCAUCAAACAUUGGAGGGUUUUUUGAGUCAUAACUGUCAAUAAAUCAUAUGUAUUAAUUAGUAA
Molecule: messenger RNA, 3223 nt
Organism: Scophthalmus maximus (turbot)
Lineage: Eukaryota; Metazoa; Chordata; Actinopteri; Pleuronectiformes; Scophthalmidae
Gene: map2k2b
Product: mitogen-activated protein kinase kinase 2b
Exons: 11
Coding region: 870-2057 (395 amino acids)
Biological process (GO): protein phosphorylation
Molecular function (GO): protein kinase activity; ATP binding
Source: RefSeq, a predicted model, not a curated record